This is a messenger RNA of Dictyostelium discoideum AX4, 657 nucleotides long. RefSeq lists its product as hypothetical. NCBI's taxonomy places the organism in Eukaryota, Evosea, Eumycetozoa, Dictyosteliales, Dictyosteliaceae. The transcript is spliced from 2 exons. The record is from RefSeq and is a predicted model, not a curated record. The coding region runs from base 1 to 657 and encodes 218 amino acids.
AUGGGGAUACCUUCAAAAGUUAUUGUAAUCUUUUUUUUAAUUUUAACUGCAAUUUUAUCAAUUUUAACAUUAAUAUUUUCAUUUACACAAGUUACAGAUUCUACAAAUGGUGUAUAUUUGACAGGAGGUUGUGAUACAGGAGCAGUACCAUAUAGAGCGAUUUCAAAAGUGGAUGGUAAAGAGAUUGCAUAUUUUCAAUGUGGAUGGAGUUUAACAAGAUCAUUUGUUAGAAUUUUAUUACAAUUUUUAAUUGUUAUUGCAAUCAUUUUAUUAUUUGUAUUAUUUGCAAAGAAAAAGAAAGCUCAAUUUUUAAUUUUAUUAGUAAUUUUAUUAUUAUUGGGUGUAGCAGGAUUUUAUUCAUUUGGUGGAGACGCUUCAUCUUUAAGAAAUUCUUAUAAUUAUUGUGAUAAUGAUAGUACAUUAUCUAUUGUUGGUAAAGAAUGUCAAUUUGGUAGAUACUAUGGUACAUUGGCAUUUAAUAUUUUAACAACAUUUAGUGUUUGUUUUAUUUCAAUAUUCACUUUAAUAAAAAGAAAUAAAUUAUUUGAUAAUCAUGAUCAUCAUAAACAUGAACAAUUUGAUAAAGAACCAAAACCAACUCCAAAUUCUUCAACUCCAUUAUCAACAAAAGGUAAUGAAGCUUUUAGUUCAAUUUAA